AUGCUGCGGAUACGUUACCCAUUUGCUGCCUCAUUUGCUCUCCUCUGUCUCCUAUCCGCUUACAUCGGCCUCCUUCCACGCAACAACAAUGCAUCUCCAGGCGGAAAUGGCAAGAAUAAAUUACCUAUCUCCACCAUGCCUUCUCUCCAACCCAACGACAAAGUCCUCCACCUAGUGACCUUCUUCUUGCUCUCCCUCACCUUCUACUGGGUCCUAGACAUCACGCGCAGACGAACCCUCCACCUAACCAUCAUCGUCUGUACAAUGUGUCUUGGAAUCGGCUCGGAGCUCGUUCAAGCACUCCUCCCCAACGGCCGUUCCUUCGACCCCUUCGACGUCCUCUCAAAUAUCGUCGGCAGCUUAUGUGCUGUCAGCCUAUGUACAUGGUAUCACAAACGGAUGCUGGAACGGCGGCGCAAGGUUCGCUUUGGCAACGUGUUGAACGGGGUAGGCGAAGAUGUUGAGCUGGGAGGCGUUCAUUCGGAGAACGGGGAUCAUGGAGGACUUGGUCCGCAAGAAACGGGUGUCACGAGGGGACCACUGUCACUGGAGCAAGAGGUGGACAAUUGGGACGAGAAUGCGGUGGAUAAUUGGGAGGAAGGAGCCGACGACAUGCAGACGACGAGAACAGGUGCGGAAGAUGAUGGGCAACGGACUCCCCCGAAUAGUUCGGGAAAUAAUGGUGUUGAGGAUGCGCGGAAGAUACUGCCUGCUUGA
Histoplasma mississippiense is the source of this 717-nucleotide messenger RNA. RefSeq lists its product as hypothetical. NCBI's taxonomy places the organism in Eukaryota, Fungi, Ascomycota, Eurotiomycetes, Onygenales, Ajellomycetaceae. The coding region runs from base 1 to 717 and encodes 238 amino acids. The transcript has 2 exons. The record is from RefSeq and is a predicted model, not a curated record.